AUGGUCUCUGGUGACAGGUAUUCGACGUCAGCCAUAGCAACAUCAAUAACAACAACAAACUCUGACCCGAUAACCGAGCCACCAAAUAGCAAACGUGUGAUUGCUAAAGGGCUGUUCUUCCAUCGUGGCCGUAUUUUCAAAGAAAAAAAUAUACCUAAACUUGACUUUGAUCCACCCAAGCCGGAGUCCAAGUCCAAGCCCAAGCCCAAGCCCAAGCCCAAGCCCAAGCCCAAGCCCAAGCCCAAGCCCAAGCCCAAGCCCAAGCCAAGGAAUAGAAAGCCCUUUAACCAAGAAGAACCACCAGUACCUGCGAUGUUGCCACGGUUACCACCGUUGCCACCGAUCCAACAUAGCUCGACACAGUUGAUGUCAUCCGAUUUAGAUUUCACGUGCUAUACGUCACCACUACCUCACAUGACAAACCCGUCACCAGAUUCCACUGUCGAUGGGGGGAUGUAUGCGAUUACUGAUGACCAUUUUAUUUUUUUGCUAUUCCACCGCUCGUCAAUGGGACUAGCAUUGUGGAUCAGCCUAACACAAAUCAUCGACUCCAUACGUGGGUUCUUCUAUAGCGGCCAUAGCGUGAAAUGGUGCGUGUACACCAAAAAUGGGAAUGGGAUAUAG
Molecule: messenger RNA, 624 nt
Organism: Sphaeroforma arctica JP610
Lineage: Eukaryota; Ichthyosporea; Ichthyophonida
Exons: 3
Coding region: 1-624 (207 amino acids)
Source: RefSeq, a predicted model, not a curated record